AUGGAGACUCUUAAUUUCUCCCAUACCACCAACAUCAGCAGCGGUGAUAACACCAGCCUCUUCUCUGGAAGCCCGUACUCGACUGUGGAGAUUGUUCUCAUCGUCCUGGUGGCUGGAUCUGUGAGUCUGAUCACCGUCAUUGGAAACAUCCUGGUCAUGCUCUCUAUAAAGGUAAACAGGAACCUGCAGACCGUCAACAACUACUUCCUGUUCAGCCUGGCCUGUGCAGACCUCAUUAUUGGCGUCUGCUCCAUGAACCUCUACACCGUCUAUAUAGUGAUUGGCUACUGGCCCCUUGGAGCGGUGGUGUGUGACCUGUGGUUAGCUGUGGAUUAUGUUGUCAGUAACGCCUCAGUCAUGAACCUGCUCAUCAUUAGCUUUGACCGUUACUUCUGUGUCACCAAACCGCUCAGCUACCCGGCCCGCCGCAGCACCAAGAUGGCGGGUCUGAUGAUUGCUGCGGCCUGGGUCUUGUCCUUCAUCCUCUGGGCUCCAGCCAUUUUGUUUUGGCAGUUCAUUGUGGGCGGGAGAACCGUGCCACCAGGUGAGUGCUACAUCCAGUUCUUCUCAAAUCCUGCAGUGACGUUUGGGACAGCCAUAGCAGCUUUUUACCUCCCAGUGGCCAUCAUGAUCUACCUCUACUGGCGCAUAUCCAAGGCCAGCCGCAGCCGCGUGAGGAGGGACAGCAGGAAGGCCUCAGGUACCAGUAUUGGAGAGGCCCCCUCUCACAGCCAGGAGGAGGGAUGUGAGGGCCAGAACAACUGCAUCACAACAAGAAAAGCUCAGGUGGAGGCUAAAAAUGGGAAGGAGGAGGAACUGCUGCAAAAGCAGAAUGGAAGUGGGCCAUGUCAGGAAAAAAGAACUGACCAGGUGGACUCUACAGAGGACGCCAACCAUGCGUCAACGUCUAAAGACACUGUGGCCCCGGCUUCAUCACAGAAAGAUUUGAAUGGUGCGAAAAAGACAAAUCAAACACCUUCUCCAGAAAACUCAACUGUUGACAGACAAAGUAUGGCUGCAAGGACCCUGUUUAAGGUGACAAAGCAAAGUGCUGUGGCAAAGUGGAAAAGGAAGGGCAUUUCUUCCAGGGAGAAAAAGGUGACCCGCACCAUCAUGGCCAUCCUGGUUGCUUUUGUUGUCACGUGGACACCUUACAACGUGAUGGUCCUGAUCAACACCUUCUGUUCCACCUGUAUCCCAAACUCACUCUGGACCAUCGGCUACUGGCUUUGCUACAUCAACAGCACCGUCAACCCAGCCUGCUACGCCCUCUGCAAUGCCACCUUCAAAAACACUUUCAAGCACCUGCUCAUGUGCCAGUACAAGCACAUACGUACAGCGCGAUGA
Messenger RNA from Anoplopoma fimbria (sablefish), 1347 nucleotides. Its product is annotated as muscarinic acetylcholine receptor M2-like. Gene Ontology annotation, cellular component: plasma membrane. The transcript is spliced from 3 exons. Gene Ontology annotation, biological process: adenylate cyclase-activating adrenergic receptor signaling pathway. The coding region runs from base 1 to 1347 and encodes 448 amino acids. The record is from RefSeq and is a predicted model, not a curated record. Gene Ontology annotation, molecular function: G protein-coupled acetylcholine receptor activity. Lineage: Eukaryota; Metazoa; Chordata; Actinopteri; Perciformes; Anoplopomatidae.